AGAAGGGGUUAUAGUAUUUUUCACUUUCAAGUUCUUGGUUCUAACCUGGUUUUCCUCUGAACGAUCCAACUCUCUCGAAUAAUCUCUGCAAGGGUUUUACUUCGAACUCUUCUCUUUCCCCCUCUCUCAGUAGAAACGACAAACCCCCUUUUCUCCACUCUAAAUCCUUCCACCCUCUGAGAAGAAAAAUCAAUGGGUGAAAGAGACAUUUAUGUACCUCCUUCUACUGGCAUAGCACCAGUAGUUUGGACUGAUGUUUCUUCUUUACUUGAAGCUGCUUGCCAAGAUCUUGAAGAGGGUGAGCUAAUUCAUGGGGAGAAUUUCAGUCUAUUUGCUGCUAUGUCUGCUUUGGAGAUAAUGGACCCAAAAAUGGAUUCAGGUAUUAGAAACAGUGGAUAUAAUUCAGUUGACGAAGCUAUUGAGAAUGGCGUUGCCCCAAUUCCGUUUAGUUCUGUUAGGACUGUUGAUGUUCAGUGCUCACUCGACGUCAUGGAUCAUCUUUUAGCAUGUGAGGCGACAUGGCAUAAAGGUCAUUCACUGGCGCAAACUGUCUUUUCUUGUAUCUAUGUUCUGAGACUUGAAAGGACAUCAUCACAUUCUCUACUACAUUCAUAUUGUAGAGUCAUUCGUGCUACUUGCAAUGCUGUUAUUUCGGUUGUUUCUGAUGCACGUACCCAUGAGGAAGAAGAUCUUUUCACAAUGGCAUAUGGUCUAACUCUGAAAGGGGAGGGGGAUGAUAAAUGCUUAUCAAUGCUAAAUGCUGUAGAAGAAACCAUUUCUCGGCACCUACGUGCUUGCAAAGCCACCACAGCUAAGAAAAGAGUGGCAGAAGAUAUAGAACCUUUACAAGAUGAUCCUGACCUGGAAGAAGGAUACUGCAAAGCUUUGCUGUGCCGUAUACGCUUUCGUAAGCACUUUUACCAUGUUCUGAUGUCUAUGAGGAAGCCUCAAGGAAGAGGUCUGGAGCUAGCUAGGAAACAUAUAGCUGCUUGCUUAACAGAACUAAAAUGUAUGCUCAAAUCGUUAGAGUUUCUUAGAUCUACUACAUCCGAAUCUCUUAAAGAUGAUACUGAAGAUAUGACGACGGCUUCUGGUUGUCAACCUAUUGGUUUUGAUGCCAGUAUAAACAAUAGAUUGUCGGCUCCUAUUCCUCCCCGCUCAAUUAAAAUUCUCAGUUGGAAAAAGGCUAUUGAAUAUUUUGAGAAGCUUCUACAUGAUCUUGAUGUUAUAUGUUCCUUCUCGCUGAAUCCACUUUUUGAAGACAUUUUGCGUUUUGUCGUUCGGUUUCAAAAGCUCCAACCUGAUUUGGUUGCUAGAGCGCAUCUGCAGGUUCUAUUGGUUCAAGAUGGGAAGCUUUAUGGACGAGAUACUAUAUUUGAUGUGAUUUCUAGAGCUGCAAAAUUACCUGAAGUCCCAAAAAACUAUAACGUUCAGAAUAAUGAAUUCGUUGUACAACUAGGGCAGCUUGUGACGAACUUGCUUAAAAUCCUCUGUACAAAUGCUGCAUGGCAAAGACGCAAGCUUGGGAAAGUUUUACAAGAUUGGAGUGUCACCUCUGUGCAGCUGGAGAUGGUCUUCAGGAGAGAGUUUGGAGAGAUACCAAGCAUUUCAGCGGAUGAGAACAUAUGCAUGAAAUUGUCAAAGCAUCUGCUUAUUUGGGCCGAGGAACAAACAUUCUGGAUUGCUUCUCGGUUUCUCAUGUUGGGAUUUGAGUUGGAGCUCUAUUCCCCCAAUGAUUACUGCAUGGUAUACUGGUACAUGUAUGUUAUCUUGAUCAAACUCUCAGAGAAAGCACAAGUCAAGAUGGUGCCAAGUAGUGAUGCUGUUACACGGAAGGGAAAGAAGAAAAGAGAUCACUCGAAGGAUAUUGUUAGAGAGCCUCCAAUCCCACCCUCAAUCCUUCUGCUUCAGUGUUAUAUAUACCUCGCCGAAGGACUCACCAUGAUGCUUGCUGCUCUGAGGAACGAGCAUGAUGCCUUCAAAAAACCUGGGGUUUUUAAUACCGAGCAAGAGAGAUUCAUUCAACAUUUCGACUUUCUUCAGAAAGCACAUGUUCCUGAUAACAUCACAUAUCUAAUGUUUUCAGAAUCAACUCUCCAAGUUCACUUCUCUACACUAGUAAAGUACAACUACUUCAGAGAUGCUCAAAAAAUUGCUAAAGAACUGAGAGGUAGUUUCUCCAGUGAUCCAGAUAUGUUAGCCGAGCUUAAGCAAAUUGAACAAGUAGCUGAGUACAACUGGGUUGCUCUCAAUGUCAUCGGUCAAGCCGGGGCAAACGACCCAUCUCUCAAAAUCUCUUUCGAGUUCAAUCACCAUCCAUGCUUUGCUGUUGCUGUUGUUAAAAGAUCAUGAAGGAUAAACUUGCUGUUUCCUAGCAUCCAAUUUUGAAGCAAUUUGGUAUAUUUUAGGAUUCAAUUUUUUGUUUUUCUACUUAAAAAACCAUAGGGAAAUUUAUUUGUUAGUGUUAGCAAUUUCUUCCAUGAAAUGAAAUGUAUGUGAAAAUUCCUUUAGCUGUAAUUUAUCUAUUUGUGGUCCAUUCUGCAACAAUUA
Papaver somniferum (opium poppy) is the source of this 2550-nucleotide messenger RNA. Its product is annotated as N-alpha-acetyltransferase 35, NatC auxiliary subunit-like. The transcript has 16 exons. Gene Ontology annotation, biological process: N-terminal peptidyl-methionine acetylation. Gene Ontology annotation, cellular component: NatC complex. Bases 193 to 2352 code for a protein of 719 amino acids. Lineage: Eukaryota; Viridiplantae; Streptophyta; Magnoliopsida; Ranunculales; Papaveraceae. The record is from RefSeq and is a predicted model, not a curated record.